AUGCCGUUCAAUCCACUAUCCUGGUUCACCUCUUCCCCAGCGCCUACACCCGCGCCAGCGGCAGCAGCAGCAGCAGCACCUCCGCCAUCACCUCCACCACCACCACCAGCCCUCAUCCCCACCCCCGAGACCCCCGCCGCAACCGUCCCCGCCGCCCCACGCCUCACCGAAACCCAGCGACAGCUCAAGCAGCUCACCCUCCUCCUCGGCGGCAGCACCUUCCUCGCGCUCUCCAUCCUCACGACCCGCCGCACGCUUGCCAAGCGCCGGCUCUCCCUCAUCCCGCCGUUCUACCACCCCAACAACCGGCCCCCCCUCGUACCGCCCAACGGCGCCCUCGACGCCUUGCAGGCGCUCAAUCUCGCGACGCUCAACACCAUGGCGUUCGCCAUCUUCCUCGUGGGCGGGAGCAUGGUGGCCCUGGACGUGUGCAAUGUCGAGGAGCUGCGGGGGAAGGCGAGGAAGACUGCUGUGGGCGAGGAGGAGCUGGCGAAGGAGAGGGAGGCCGAGGAGGAGUUUGAGGAGUGGCUGGCGGGCGUGCUGGCGAGGAAGGAGAGGAAGGAGGAGAUCAAGAGGCGGGUGAAGGAGGAGAUGGAUAGGGAGAAGGCGAAGGAGGGGAGGUGA
Messenger RNA from Morchella sextelata, 624 nucleotides. RefSeq lists its product as uncharacterized. The record is from RefSeq and is a predicted model, not a curated record. NCBI's taxonomy places the organism in Eukaryota, Fungi, Ascomycota, Pezizomycetes, Pezizales, Morchellaceae. The transcript has a single exon. Bases 1 to 624 code for a protein of 207 amino acids. Gene Ontology annotation, cellular component: mitochondrion.